AGAUUCGAAGUCAGUUGGGCAACGAGCUUGCGGCUAAAGCCUGUCAAAGUCAAAGCUCCCCGAACAGUGGUCGUUUCUAUUUCGUCCGAUUACAGUCACGGUUUUUUUCAAUCGUCGAAAAAAUUGCCCACCAAAAAUUUCUUUAACCUCAGCGCGCGCGGUGAAUCAAUAUUUUUUUUUAAUUUUUUUUUUCUCAAAAGGGUUUGUUAGGGAAAAUUUAAAAAAAAUAUAUUUAAUUUUUUUUUUCAACGGGAUAAUUAAAAAUUAAAUAUUAGAUUAUGACGAAAAGACAAACCGUGGUCGUGAAAUUACGGAGACCAAGUCGAUGUCAACCGUGGGGUAUCAGCAUCGCCGGGGGUGCUGAUUUAGGAACACCGAUCAUCGUCACCCGUUCGGAGAACGAAGACCUCCAGAAGGGUGACGUGAUCAAAAAAAUUGACGAGUACGACGUUCGGGACUUGAGACACAUUGACGCCCAGAAUCUGCUAAAAAAUUCAGAGUCUGUAAGACUUGUCAUCGAAAGGUCUGAUUCAUUGAGAGAUUACACAUCUCAUUAUCAUUCAUCGCAAUCAUCGAUUUUCAAAUCAAUCAUUGAUGAUAAUGGGGCUCACGGUUUAAAUUUACCAAAAUUGGCACAGGAGCAAAAAAUUUUGCCAAAAAGUCCAAUUCCACCGGCAACGCCAAUUGAGGAUGAUUUCUCCAGUCUAUCGAGUACGGAACAUAUUCAUCUUGCGAGAGAACAUUUAGAUGAAAUACGAGAGGAGAGGAUUUACCUUUCUCAGCCUUAUCGAACGACCCCCCUUGUUUUGCCAGGAGCAAAAAUAAAAAAAGAUGCCCCCCUUGGUGAAUGCUAUCUACGUCAUCAUCCAAAUCCGAUGAUAAGAGCAGCACCACAUCAUUAUGAGAUUGCACAUCCCGAAGUUGCUAUGAAACAAAAAGUGGCUGAGUCGGUUCUACAGCGUGUUUUGGGACCCGAUGAAUUGCCUAAGGUUGUGCAUAAGCAAUUCAAUACACCGAUCGGACUCUACUCUGAACAAAAUAUCGCGGACACUAUUAAAUGUCAGGCAUCUGCCAUUCCCAUCAAGAAACCGGUGAAGUACGACCCGAGUAAGAGCGAAGCAUACAAGGCUCUUCAGGACGACGCAUUUGGGGAUUAUGCACAUCACGAAAUCAGACAGCCAGCACGUACCGGAGUUUUCUCACCACAAAGAUCAAAUCAUAUUGGGGCACCACAACCACCACCAAGGAGUCCUGCCUCAUUUGGUGGGAACUUUAGACGCCCUUUUCCUCUUCCUUUCGUUAAGGAUCGAGUCAAUGACUACUGAAAUUUUAUAGACGAUGAUGAAAAAAUUCAUCAAAGCAACAGCUUCAAGAGAAUCAUGUACAGUGUGAUGGGCCAUUCUGAUUUUUGAAGAAAAAAAAAAAAAAAAAAAACCAAAUCUGAACUGAAUUGAAAAAAAAAAAAAUAUUUAUAUUUUGUUACGUGACAACAAUAUUGCAAUUAUUAACUGUGAAAAUCGAAAAAAAAAAUUUUAUUUUUUUUCUACACAUAUAUAUACACACAUCCCGAAGAAUUAAAAUAAUUAACGUUUCAACGAGAAGAAAAAAAAAAUUUACAAAUUUUAAUGAAAUUUUUUAUUUUAAUUCUCUUAUUAUUUAAAUUGAAUAUAUCUAUAUACAAAUUAUAUACAUAUAUUUAUGUUUUUAAUUUUAAUUUUUAAUUUAAGUCUUAUUAUUAUUAUUAUUAUUUUACGCACAAAGCCCAAUUAUUUUUCCUCCACUGACGUAGAGAAUAAAAUAAUAUAUAAUAUUUUA
Leptopilina boulardi is the source of this 1815-nucleotide messenger RNA. RefSeq names its product PDZ and LIM domain protein 3 (gene Zasp66). Gene Ontology annotation, molecular function: muscle alpha-actinin binding; actin binding. Lineage: Eukaryota; Metazoa; Arthropoda; Insecta; Hymenoptera; Figitidae. Bases 279 to 1325 code for a protein of 348 amino acids. The transcript is spliced from 10 exons. The record is from RefSeq and is a predicted model, not a curated record. Gene Ontology annotation, cellular component: adherens junction; filamentous actin; Z disc. Gene Ontology annotation, biological process: actin cytoskeleton organization; muscle structure development.